CUUGGCUUCAACAUGGUUCACAACAAAGAGCCUUUAUCCGAGUCUGGGAUCUACCGUUAUGCCAGAGCAGCUUCCGCAGUGCUGACCCACUUUAUCUGCAUUGCUUUCACUGUUCUCAUUACACUUCUGUCUCGACCGGGUACAAGUUGGUUUUCCUGGCAUCCGUUCUUCAUGACACUGGCUUUCUUCUUCUUCAUGACAGAAGCCAUACUCCUCUUCUCCCCCCAUGGCUCCCCCAUCAAAACGCUUCCACACAAGACCAAAGGCCGCGUUCACUGGGUCCUGCAGUGCCUUUGUGCGUCCUGUGGAGUCCUGGGUCUGGCAGCCAUCUUUUACAACAAACACCUGAAUGACAAAUCACACUUCACCUCAUGGCAUGGUCUGCUGGGCCUGAUCACAGUGUGUGCAGUUGUGCUGCAGUGUUUGGCAGCUGUGCCCCUCAUCUACCAUUCUCUGGCCAAAGGCUGGUCGCUGGCCAAACUCAAACGUUACCACGCAGCAUCUGGACUUGUCACCUACCUGCUUGGCAGCACCAGCCUGCUCCUUGGCCUCUGCUCUACCUGGUUCACUGCUUUUGUCGGAGAAUACACCUGGUACCUGGUAGUACUCUGCCCUGCUCUCAGCACCCUCGUCAUAAUGAACCAAAUCACAAAUGCUUACAUGGCUAGGAAAAGGUCGCAGUCCUGACCGAGGACAUGAUAUCAGCACUUCGACAAAACUGUCACAGACACGUGUAUAAACUUAACCUAACAGAUUUUUUUUUUUCAGUUAUGUGCAAUUAAGUUGUAUAAAAGUCAAAAAUUAACUGGUCUCUGUGCAUACA
Messenger RNA from Monopterus albus (swamp eel), 823 nucleotides. It is a transcript of the gene cyb561d2, whose product is annotated as cytochrome b561 family, member D2. NCBI's taxonomy places the organism in Eukaryota, Metazoa, Chordata, Actinopteri, Synbranchiformes, Synbranchidae. Bases 13 to 687 code for a protein of 224 amino acids. The transcript has 3 exons. Gene Ontology annotation, molecular function: transmembrane monodehydroascorbate reductase activity. The record is from RefSeq and is a predicted model, not a curated record. Gene Ontology annotation, cellular component: endoplasmic reticulum.